Coregonus sp. 'balchen' is the source of this 10366-nucleotide messenger RNA. NCBI's taxonomy places the organism in Eukaryota, Metazoa, Chordata, Actinopteri, Salmoniformes, Salmonidae. The record is from the annotation of a GenBank genome assembly.
AUGCAUCAACCAGCCCUGGUCGCGGUUGCUGUGCUGCUCUUCUCUCUGACCACUGUCUAUGGGGGGAAGGUGCUGGUCUUCCCAUUGGAUGGAAGCCACUGGGUGAACAUGAAAGUCAUCGUCGAAGAACUGCACUCCAGAGGCCAUAGCAUCACAGUGAUUCGUCCAUCCGCCAACUGGUACAUCAAGGAGAAGUCCCCUCAUUACUCGUGUAUCACCAUCCCUGCAUCUGGUGGAGGAAUUGAUGAGAAGAUCUUUAGUUCAUUUGUGACCAGAUUACUGCAGAUCAAAAGGGAGGGUGGAGGUUUCUGGUCUCGUAUGAGUCUGGAGCUUGAGGUGGGGAAGCAGUUCUAUGAGUCAAACAAGGAUUUGAUUGAGAUGAUGACUAUGAUAUUUGAAGAUGCCGAGCUAAUGCAAUCGUUCCACGAUGCAAACUAUGAUCUGGUUCUGACGGAUCCUGCCACUGGUGCGGGCACGUUACUGGCACACCGCCUUGGUCUUCCUCUUGUCUUCAAUGUCAGAUGGACAAUCCAGGGCGAGGGUCACUUUGCCAUUGCUCCCUCACCUCUCUCAUAUGUCCCAGUACCAGGAGCAAUGUUGACGGACAAAAUGACUUUUCAGGAGAGAGUCAUAAAUAUUCUGUUUUAUCUUUUUACAAGGGUUCAAAUGGCAUACGUCACAGACCUUAACUACAUUCCGUUUGUCCGUCGUUACUUUGGCCCUGAUGUUCACUACAUGUCAUUGCUCCAGGCAGCAGACAUCUGGCUCAUGAGGAAUGACUUCACCUUUGAGUUUCCUCGUCCCACCAUGCCAAACGUGGUCUACAUGGGUGGCUUCCAGUGCAAGCCCUCCAAGCCGCUUCCCCAGGACAUGGAGGACUUUGUCCAGAGCUCCGGGGACCAUGGGGUCAUCAUGAUGUCCCUGGGGACCUUGGUGGGACAACUUCCUGAGGACAUCACUGAGGACAUCGCCACUGCUUUCGCCCAACUGCCUCAGAGGGUUAUCUGGAGGCACACUGGAAAGAGACCCGCCUCCCUGGGUAACAACACCUUACUGGUGGACUGGUUCCCCCAGAACGACCUCCUGGGACACCCCAAGACCCAAGCCUUCGUCGCCCACGGAGGCACCAACGGAGUCCAGGAGGCCAUCUACCACGGUGUCCCCAUAGUCGGCCUCCCGUUGAUGUUUGACCAGCAGGAUAACCUCAACAGGAUGAGGGCUAAGGGAGUGGCUAAGAUAGUGGACAUCGCCUCCGUAGACAAAGACAUCUUCCUGGAGGCAGUGAAAGCUGUUCUCUAUGAGCCGUCCUACAGGAAGGCAAUGCAGAGGCUCUCCAGGCUGCACAGGGACCAGCCUAUGAAGCCACUGGACCGCGCCAUGUUCUGGAUCGAGUUUGUCAUGAGGAACAAAGGAGCGGCACAUCUGAGGACAGAGUCCUACAAGAUGUCUUGGUUCACCUACCACUCUGUGGACGUCAUAGCCACGCUAUUGGCCAUUGUGUUGCUCAUAAUACUGGUUAGCACUUUUGUUGUAAGGUUUUUGUGGCGUAAGGUGUUUUGUUGGAGGAAAGUGAAACAUGAAUGAUAUAGAUGUGUUUUGAGGUGUUAUUGAAUAUUGAUAUAUUAUUAAAUUAUCAAUAAAUAUAUAAUUAAUCAAAUAUUGUAAUUAUUAUUUGCUGAUAUUCUUCUAAAACCAUCCUUUCAGCAACAUCAAGAAGGCCAUAAUAAUUUAUGCUGGUAUUUGAAACAAUACAGUAGGUUCUUUUUGGUAAUAUACAGUACCAGUCAAAAGUUUGGACACACCUACUCAUUCAAGUACAUUGUAGAAUAAUAGUGAAGACAUCAAAACUAUGAAAUAACACAUAUGGAAUCAUGUAGUAACCAAAAAAGAGUUAAACAAAUAUAUUUUAUAUUUGAGAUUCUUCAAAUAGCCACCCUUUGCCUUGAUGACAGCUUUGCACACUCUUGGCAUUCUCUCAACAAGCUUCACCUGGAAUGCUUUUCCAAUAGACUUGAAGGAGUUCCCACAUAUGCUGAGCACUUGUUGGCUGCUUUUCCUUCACUCUGCCAUCCGACUCAUCCCAAACCAUCUCAAUUGGGUUGAGGUUGAGGGAUUGUGGAGGCCAGGUCAUCUGAUGCAGCACUCCAUCACUCUCCUUCUUGGUCAAAUAGCCCUUACACAGCCUGGAGGUGUGUUGGGUCGUUGUCCUGUUGAAAAACAAAUGAUAGUCCAACUAAGCCCAAACCAGAUGGGAUGGCGUAUCGCUGCAGAAUGAUGUGGUAGCCAUGCUGCUUAAGUGUGUCUUGAAUUCUCAAUAAAUCACAGACAGUGUCACCAGCAAAGCACCCCCACAACGUAACACCUCCUCCUCCAUGCUUUACGGUGGGAAAUACACAUGCAGAGAUCCUCCGUUCACCCACACCGCGUCUCACAAAGACACAGCGGUUUGAAAUCUCUAAUUUGAAAUCCAGACCAAAGGACACAUUUCCACCGGUCUAAUGUCCAUUGCUCGUGUUUCUUGGCCCAAGCAGGUCUCUUCUUCUUAUUGGUGUCCUUUGAAGUGGUUUCUUUGCAGCAAUUCGACCAUGAAGGCCUGAUUCACACAGUCCCCUCUGAACAGUUGAUGUUGAGAUGUGUCUGUGACUUGAACUCUGUGAAGCAUUUAUUUGGGCUGCAAUUUCUGAGGCUGGUAACUCUAAUGAAUUUAUCCUCUGCAGCAGAGGUAACUCUGGGUCUUCUAUUCCUGUGGCAGUCCUCAUGAGAGCCAGUUUCAUCAUAGCGCUUGAUUGUUUUUGCGACUGCACUUGAAGAAACUUGACAUUUUCUGUAUUGACUGACCUUCAUGUCUUAAAGUAAUGAUGGACUGUGGUUUCUCUUUGCUGAUUUGAGCUGUUCUUGCCAUAAUAUGGACUUUUACCAAAUAGGGCUAUCUUCUGUAUACCCCCCUACCUUGUCACAACACAUUUACAUUUACAUUUAAGUCAUUUAGCAGACGCUCCUAUCCAGAGCGACUUACAAAUUGGUGCAUUCAAUUUAGGAUAGCCAGUGGGACAACCACCACUGGGGGAGGGGGGUGUAGAAGGAUUACUGUUAGACUAUUCCAGUUAUUCCUUAAAGAGGUAGGGUUUCAAGUGUCUCCGGAAGGUGGUCAGUGACUCCGCUGUCCUGGCGUCGUGGGGGAGCUUGUUCCACCAUUGGGGUGCCAGAGCAGCGAAUAGCUUUGACUGGGCUGAGCGGGAACUGUGCUUCCGUAGAGGUAGGGGGGCUAGCACGCCAGAGGUGGAUGAACGUAGUGCCCUCAUUUGGGUGUAGGGUCUGAUCAGAGCCUGAAGGUAAGGAGGUGCCGUUCCCCUCACAGCUCUGUAGGCAAGCACCACGGUUUUGUAGUAGAUGCGAGCUUCAACUGGAAGCCAGUGGAGUGUGCGGAGGAGCGGGGUGACAUGAGAGAACUUGGGAAGGUUGAACACCAGACGGGCUGCAACGUUCUGGGUAAGUUGUAGGGGUUUAAUGGCACAGGCAGGGAGCCCAGCCAACAGCGAGUUGCAGUAAUCCAGACGGGAGAUGACAGGUGCCUGGAUUAGGACCUGUGCCGCUUUCUGUGUAAGGUAGGGUCGUACUCUGCAAAUAUUGUAGAGCAUGAACCUGCAGGAUCGGGUCACCCCUUUGAUGUUAGCGGAGAACGACAGGGUGUUGUCCAGGGUCACGUCAAGGUUCUUUGCACUCUGGGAGGAGGGCACAAUGGAGUUGUCAACCGUGAUGAUCAUGGAGCGGGCAGUCCUUCCCCGGGAGGAAGAGCAGCUCCGUCUUGCCGAGGUUCAGCUUGAGGUGGUGAUCCAACAUCCACACUGAUAUGUCUGCCAGACAUGCAGAGAUGUGAUGUGCCACCUGUUUAUCAGAAGGGGGAAAGGAGAAAAUGAAUUGUGUGUCGUCUGCGUAGCAAUGAUAGGAGAGACCAUGUGAGGAUAUGACAGAGCCAAGUGACUUGGUGUAUAGAGAGAAUAGGAGAGGGCCUAGAACUGAGCCCUGGGGGACACCAGUGGGGAGAGCACGUGGUGCGGAGACAGAUUCUCGCCACGCCACCUGGUAGGAGCGACCUGUUAGGUAGGACGCAAUCCAAGAGUGAGCAGCGCCGGAGAUGCCCAACUCAGAGAGGGUGGAGAGGAGGAUCUGAUGGUUCACAGUAUCAAAGGCAGCAGAUAGGUCUAGAAGGAUAAGUGCAGAGGAGAGAGAGUUAGCUUUAGCAGUGCGGAGAGCCUCCGUGACACAGAGAAGAGCAGUCUCAGUUGAAUGACCAGUCUUGAAACCUGACUGGUUUGGAUCAAGAAGGUCAUUCUGAGAGAGAUAGCAGGAGAGUUGGCUAGAGACGGCAAGCUCAAGAGUUUUGGAGAGAAAAGAAAGAAGGGAUACUGGUCUGUAGUUGUUGACAUCGAAGGGAUCGCGUGUAGGUUUUUUGAGGAGGGGUGCAACUCUCGCUCUCUUGAAGACGGAAGGGAUAUAGCCAGCGGUCAAGGAUGAGUUGAUGAGCGAGGUGAGGUAAGGGAGAAGGUCUCCGGAAAUGGUCUGGAGAAGAGAGGAGGGGAUAGGGUCAAGCGGGCAGGUUGUUGGGCGGCCGGCCGUCACAAGUCGCAAGAUUUCAUCUGGAGAGAGAGGGGAGAAAGAAGUCAAAGCAUAGGGUAGGGCAGUGUGAGCAGGACCAGCGGUGUCAUUUGACUUAAUAAAUGAGGAUCGGAUGUCGUUAACCUUCUUUUCAAAAUGGUUGACGAAGUUAUCCACAGAGAGGGAGGAGGGAGGGGGAGGAGGAGGAGGAUUCAGCAGGGAGGAGAAGGUGGCAAAGAGCUUCCUAGGGUUAGAGGCAGAGGCUUGAAAUGUAGAGUGGUGGAAAGUGGCUUUAGCAGCAGAAACAGAGGAAGAAAAUGUAGAGAGGAGGGAGUGAAAAGAUGACAGGUCCGCAGGGAGUCUAGUUUUCCUCCAUUUCCACUCGGCUGCCCGGAGCCCUGUUCUGUGAGCUCGCAAUGAGUCGUCAAGCCAUGGAGCAGGAGGGGCGGACAGAGCCAGCGGGAGGAUAGGGGACUUAGAGAGUCAAAAGAUCCAGAAAGGGAGGAGAGGAGGGUUGAGGAGGCAGAAUCAGGAGAUCAGAGGGAGAAGUAUUUAGCAGAGGGAAGAGAUGAUAGGAUGGAAGAGGAGAGAGUAGCGGGAGAGAGAGAGCGAAGGUUGCGACGGCACAUUACCAUCUGAGUAGGUGGCAGAGUGAGUAGUGUUGAAGGAGAGCGAGAGAGAAAAUAAUACAAAGUAGUGGUCGGAGACUUGGAGGGGAGUUGCAGUGAGAUUAGUAGAAGAACAGCAUCUAGUACAGAUGAGGUCAAGCGUAUUGCCUGCCCUGUGAGUAGGGGGGGACAGUGAGAGGGUGAGGUCAAAAGAGGAAAGGAGUGGAAAGAAGGAGGCAGAGAGAAAUGAGUCAAAGGCAGACAUAGGGAGGUUAAAGUUACCCAGAACUGUGACGGGUGAGCCAUCCUCAGGAAAGAAACUCAUCAAGGCGUCAAGCUCAUUGAUGAAGUCGCCAAGGGAACCUGGAGGGCGAAAAAUGAUAAGGAUGUUAAGCUUGAAUGGGCUAGUGACUGUGACAGCAUGGAAUUCAAAUGAGGAGAUAGACAGAUGGGUCAGGGGGAAAAGAGAGAAUGUCCACUUGGGAGAGAUGAGGUUUCCUGUGCCACCACCGCGCUGACCAGAUGCUCUCGGGGUAUGCGAGAACACAUGAUCAGACGAGGAAAGAGCAGUAGGAGUAGCAGUGUUUUCUGUGGUAAUCCAUGUUUCCGUCAGCGCCAAGAAGUCGAGGGACUGGAGGGUAGCAUAGGCUGAGAUGAACUCUGCCUUGUUGGCUGCAGAACGGCAGUUCCAGAGGCUGCCGGAGACCUGGAACUCCACAUGGGUAGUGCGCACAGGGACCACCAGAUUAGAGUGGCAGCAGCCACACGGUGUGAAGUGUUUGUAUGGCCUGUGCAGAGAGGAGAGAACAGGGAUAGACAGACACAUAGUUGACAGGCUACAGAAAAGGCUACAAUAAUGCAAAAGAGAUCUGAAUAAAAUUAACUAAACAUCUGGAGAGCGGGGCCUCCCUCACCUACCUUUCACUGAAACACUCAAAUAUAACUCUCCCAACUUCCACUUUAGAAAUUAUAAUUGUUGUAAACUACAGCGGUUCAAUGUUUUCUAGGAAUAGACUCUAACUUAGUUUAUUCAGCUAGCUAACUUGGUACAGUAUUCUUCCGUGAAAACCGCCCAGGGCACCGUAUCCUAUGACGCCAUAGCUAACUAGCAUGCUAGCAUCCAACAACACACGGUUUAGCACCAAUACUUGGUUACAACAAACUACCAAUAGUAUGUUAACACACUAAACAGAUCAUUCGUGUCCAUGUCUAGUUCCUUUCAUAACGCAGAAAUAAUUAAACGUUGGCUAGCUAGCACAAAGUCAGUCAUGCUAACUACACAAGUGGACUACACAUCUCGAAUGUUCAGAAAGUGAAGCUUUACGUUGCAAAAUUCUCAUUGACUAAAAUGAUAUUGUAUUUAGUUGCUACAGUACUGCUAGCUGGUAGUGUUGGCUAGCUAGCAAUGGCUGCGGUGUUGACUUUGUUUGAAAAAACGGCAUCGCUGCGAACGAAUGUAGCUGGCUAAAAUUAUAUUGUAUUUAGUUGCUACAGUACUACUAGCUGGUAGUGUUGGCUAGCUAGCAAUGGCUGCGGUGUUGACUUUGUUUGAAAAAACGGCGUCGCUGCGAAUGAAUGUAGCUGGCUAGCUAACCUCGAUAGUUUUUUCUAUACUACACCUUUAUCUUUGAUACAAAGACAACUAUGUAGCUAGCUAACAUUACACUAAUCAAAUCGUUCCAUUGUAAUGUAAUGUGUGUCAUAUUACCUGCGGAGCGAAGUACAGCAUGACUACUCACUCCAGGAGCCACCCUCGAACACGGCCAUUAACGCUCAAACGCAUUAAGAAGGAAAUAAAUUAACUUUUAAGAAGGCACACCUGUUAAUUGAAAUGCAUUCCAGGUGACUCCCUCAUGAAGCUGGUUGAGAGAAUGCCAAGAGUGUGCAAAGCUGUCAUCAAGGCAAAUGGUGGCUAUUUGAAGAAUUUAAAAUAUUAAAAUAUAUUUUGAUUUGUUUAACACUUCUUUGGUUACUACAUGAUUCCAUAUGUGUUAUUUCAUAGUUUUGAUGUCUCACUAUUAUUCUACAAUAUAGAAAAUAGUAAAAAUAAAGAAAAACCUUUGAAUGAGUAGGUGUGUCCAAACUUUUGACUGGUGGUGUAUCUUUGCAUUAAAUUUUUUAAAUGUCACCCUCACAUUAAGUAUUGUGCUCCAAAUAUAAUAUUACCUUAUGUUGUAAAUGUUGUACUACAGCACAAAAACUGACUUGAGUUGUGUGGUUGAGAGAGAGCGAUAGAGGGGUCUCUAUGAUAGGUGAGAAGGGCUGAUUAAACUCCUGGAUCUGAUUGUAGCUAUUACAUUUGUGUGUGUGUGUGUGUGUGUGUGUGUGUGUGUGUGUGUCCAGAGCAGGUGAGCCUCACCCAAUGAUUUAUAUUACAGUACACUAGAUGACUGACAGGUGCCACUGUUUUGAAGCCACCGUGCCUCCAUCUUGGCACUACCACACCGUUCCCAAAAAUAUUUUGGAAGCUAUAGAAAUGCAGUUACUAAAGUCUACAUUUGUUUUGCCACAUUAUUCUAUUACAGACACAAUGCAUACUUUUAAAUUAUAUUAUUUGCGCUAAACAUUUAAAAAUAUAUAUAUAUAAAAACAUUUUCCUUAAAGUAUAUACAUAUAUUUUUUGAAAGUACUAAUUUUACUGUCCCCACUACAGAAAAAAACUACUAAUUUUGUCCUUGAAACAUUUAAAUGAAAUACUGUAGAAUUCCAUUCAUUCCUAUGGAAGACUGCUUUUCGGAGGAGUGCCAAUAUGGCCGACCGGUGGCUACAAAGCCUUUGGACAUGUUUUGGAAAGGCACACACCUGUCUAUAUAAGGUCCCACAUUUGACAGUGCAUGUCAGAGCAAAAACCAAGCCAUGAGGUCGAAGGAAUUGUCCGUAGAGCUCAGAUACAGGAUUUUGUCGAGGCACAGAUCUGGGGAAGGGUUCCAAAAAAUGUCUGCAGCAUUGAAGGUCCCCAAGAACACAGUGGCCUCCAUCAUUCUUAAAAGGAAGAAGUUUGGAACCACCAAGACUCUUCCUAGAGCGAGCUGCCCGGCCAAACUGAGCAAUCGGGGGAGAAGGGCCUUAGUCAGGGAGGUGACCAAGAACCCGAUGGUCACUCAGACAGAGCUCCAGAGUUCCUCUGUGGAAAUGGGAAAACCUUCCAGAAGGGCAACCAUCUCUGCAGCACUCCACCAAUCAGGCCUUUAUGGUAGAGUGGCCAGACGGAAGCCACUCCUCAGUAAAAGGCACAUGACAGCCCGCUUAGAGUUUUCCAAAAGGCACCUAAAGGACUCAGACCAUGAGAAACAAGAUUCUCUGGUCUGAUGAAACCAAGAUUCAACUCUUUGGUCUGAAUACCAAGCGUCAUGUCUGGAGGAAACCUGGCACCAUCCCUACGGUGAAGCAUGGUGGUGGCAGCAUCAUGCUGUGGGGAUGUUAUUCAGCGGCAGGGACUGGGACACUAGUCAGGAUUGAGGGAAUGAUGAAUGGAGCAAAGUACAGAGAGAUACUUGAUGAAAACCUGCUCCAUAGCACUCAGGACCUCAGACUGGGGGCGAUGGUUCACCUUCCAACAGGACAACAACCCAAAACAUACAGCUAAUACAACGCAGGAGUGGCUUCGGGUCAAGUCUCUAAAUGUCCUUAAGUGGCCCAGCCAGAGCCAGGACUCAUUAUGGGGUAUUGUGUGUAGAUUGAUGAGGGGGGGAAAAACAAUUCAGUCCAUUUUAGAAUAAGGCUGUAAGGUAACAAAAUGUGGAAAAAGUCAAGGGGUCUGAAUACUUUCGAAUGCACUGCAGUGUUCUAGAAUAUUGGAUUGUUGGCUUACAUACUGUUCGAAUUCUCAGUGCAGCUCAAGCAAUUUCUCUGACUGUCAAUAUAUUCAAAUGAAUAGACCAAUACAGGAGAUGGGUUGGUUGGGAAUUGUGGGGAGGUGUGAGUCAGGCUGUGCAUCCCUCUCUCAGAGCCGCGUAGCUAUGUCACAAUGGGACGUCGGACUAUCGGGCCUCAGCGUCUGUGGACUAUGAUUUAUGCUUUAGGUCCAUGGGACCACUCACUCAGCGUUAGUCUGACCACCAGCUGAAAUGGCUCUCUACCGCUUUAAAAAGUCAUCCCUCUGUAGAUCGCUCUAGCUGAGAGAGUGGCGCCCCUCCCUACUCUUCCGCACUGUAGGCAAUCUGCAAUUUUUCAAGACGAUUCUAGAUUGAAAAGUAGAUCCAUCUAAACCGAUUUUACCGAGAGAAAACCAUAUUUCGAGGAGGGGUUUUCCUAUUAGCAAUAUACGAUAGGUGAAUACGUUUUCUCUAGUGCUGAAAUGUAGUAAUGCCGUUGUCUUUACAUUCGGGAAACAGUGGUGAAAUAUGGCCACUGUUUUAGAGCAGCAUCUAGAUUACCGUGAAGAAAAAGAACACUGAGUAGACAGAAUUUGAUUUUGCUAGGUCGUUUCACUAAAACAAUGAAUGACGAUUAACUGUGUUUCUGUUAGAUUUUUCUCCAAAGGGACUAACAUUUUUUCUUAAUGUUUAUCAAACAUCAGUUUGUCUUCCAACGAAUAGGCUCAGCGGUUUUCAGUGUCUAUCGUCUCUCUUCUAGUCUGGCUGACACCAGCUCUCGAAGGGUCGCGCGUCAACCAGGCUGUCUCUCCUCUCCACAGCAGCCUUAUAAUAGGCCUAAUAAUAAUCCUAAUAUUACCACGUGAGAUUGGAGAUUUUUAUAUUGUUUUAGUACCUGAUAUGGUGGAGUUUUCAUAUUGAUCUCUUAUAAUUACUGCAUUAUUAUUGAUAAAUUAUCUAUUUUGUAAUAAGAAAUAAUAUAACAUGUUAUGUCAUGAUUUUAUAUUUAUUUUCUCAAGUUUGGGACUGCUGUAUUAGUAUUGAGUAAUUGUGCACUUCUUCACAUGACACUGCUAGUCAUUGCUCAGAAAUCUAAAUAAAAGUUGCACUCCUCCUCAUGCUUUGAGCCUUAAUAAUGUCUUAUGAGCCUUUAUGACAUAUUCAACUGGCUCAAACUGGCUGUUAUUAAGUCAGGAUCAUUCUGAUAAUAAUACAUUAUAAGGGGGUCAUAUGCUUAUGACAAGUCUUAAAAUGCUUUUAAACCGCAUCAUAUUCCAUAUAACUGUUAUCAAAUGUAUUGCCAUUGUGUCUACUCCCUUCCACCAGGCCUGCAGGCAGCUGCAGUAA